Messenger RNA from Calidris pugnax (ruff), 636 nucleotides. RefSeq names its product mitochondrial ribosomal protein S36 (gene KGD4). The transcript is spliced from 4 exons. Bases 84 to 407 code for a protein of 107 amino acids. The record is from RefSeq and is a predicted model, not a curated record. Gene Ontology annotation, biological process: 2-oxoglutarate metabolic process. Lineage: Eukaryota; Metazoa; Chordata; Aves; Charadriiformes; Scolopacidae.
GCGGAGCCCCGUCCCGCUGUGGGCGGGGCCCGGCGCUGCCCCUCAGGCGCGGGCGGCGGGGGUGAAGGCGGCGGGGGGUCACCAUGGGCAGUAAGAUGGCGGCCGCCACUAGGGUCGUUCAGGUAGUCAAGCCACAUACUCCAUUAAUUAAGUUCCCAGACAGAAAAAGCAGCCCCAGACCUAAAAUACAGGAAUCUCUACAAGCAAGCGUGCCACCUCUCCAUGCUUCAAAAGCACAGGAGUCUGCAGGAGGCAGAUCGCCGGCCUUUCAGAGCACUCCGCCUGUUAGUAGAGUACAAGGCACACCAGACACUUCGGAAUUAGCAAGAACCUUACCUCAGAAAUACAGAAGGAAAGCUAUGUCAGACGAAGAGAUUGAGUUUAUUCAACGUGGAGGCCCAGAAUAAGCAUGGAAGAUUAAUUCGUUGCCCACCGUUGAAGAAUGACGUAUUGUGUUCACAAUAAAAUAUUAGAAAUGAUUGUACACUAAUAGCUUUAAUAAAAAUCCGUCUGAGGGUGAGAAGGUUGACACAACACACUAUGUAUUGAUUUGUGAUUGCGAAGGAUUUUCUGUUGACGGCUAACUAGCAAUUGAAUAUAUUUGAUGUCCACACCAUUAAAGUAUUUUUCUAAUUA